Cottoperca gobio is the source of this 828-nucleotide messenger RNA. RefSeq names its product visual system homeobox 2. Gene Ontology annotation, molecular function: DNA-binding transcription factor activity, RNA polymerase II-specific; sequence-specific double-stranded DNA binding. Gene Ontology annotation, biological process: regulation of DNA-templated transcription. The record is from RefSeq and is a predicted model, not a curated record. The transcript has 3 exons. NCBI's taxonomy places the organism in Eukaryota, Metazoa, Chordata, Actinopteri, Perciformes, Bovichtidae. The coding region runs from base 1 to 828 and encodes 275 amino acids.
AUGUUUGGCCCAGGACAGCUGGUAUCUACUCUCCUGCCUGCAGUUUUCCACUCACCUGCAGCUCACUUUUUCCCUGCGUUCCCAACCAGACUGGGCUCUCCGCCUCAUAUUCUGAUCCCGGGGCCCUUCAUCAGCUAUGAAUCCUUGAGGAAUUUUCUGCAGCCAGAGCCAUGCAAGGAAGCUUUUCUCCUGGCCACACACACGGUGGGGAUAGGGCCACUCACAGAGGGCAUAGAUGAACAGAGGCCAGUGAAGCAGCGUCGCGCACGGGCCAACUACAGCAGCUGGCAGCUGGAGGAGCUGGAGAAGGCCUUCGAGACCACCCACUACCCAGACAUCUUCAUGAGGGAGGCCCUGGCCCUCAGACUGGACCUCAUCGAGGCCAGAGUACAGGUUUGGUUUCAAAACCGCCGUGCCAAGAUGAGGCGGCAGCUGAAGCUCCAGGGCCAGCUCGCAGGGCCGUAUGUAAAAAGAGACAACGAUGACAUGUCUGAGAAAGCCAGCAGGAGUUUGAAACAGCAGACAGAAAGCUCUGACGGCGAGCACUGGGAGAGACAUCAGGAAGGAGAACACUAUCCAUGGACAAAAGCUGCGAGUGCUGCGCUGAGUGUGCGCACGCAGCCUGUGACCCAGAGGUCGGGGAAGUGGGAGAGGCUGGAGGGGCCGGAGGGGCCGGAGGGGCCGAGCUCAGACGAGCUCCGCUCCUGCAGCAUCGCCAAGCUGAGGGCCAAAGCCAGAGAGCACGAGGCCGAGAUCCACAGCACUGUAAACAUGUCAGGAGGCGACUGCACAGUCUCAAACACAGGAAGACGACGCCAUGCACGAUGA